UCGAACCGUACGGUCUCGAUGCCAGUCGCGCUCCUGCACUUCUACGACACCGAACUGUUGAUUCGCGUUCUUCUCGUCCAUCUACGUGUUCGUGUGUCGUAUAUAUGUUCGUGUGUACACAAUCCUGUCUACCGAACGCGCCCACGGUGUAAACACUUUCUAUUCUGACCUCGCUCGGUUGAUCGAAACGUGGGCGACGACCAGAGAAGCUAGAAUAACCAGGAAAAAGUGACACGCACCGUUAAGUGGUAUCGUAUAUGUUUUGUCCGCGGUUCGAUUGCGAGAGAUCGAGCUAUGAAAAUGACAGUGAACUUUAGUGAUCAAAUGGACAGUCGUACGAUCGAAUUUCAAGUGAUUCAAAAUUGUAUUUACUCGCGAUAUACACGCGAAUAGUGUAAAUAGUUACGAGUUAUUGUCGAGAAAAUUACAGAAACGGAAAUAUUGGCGUGUAAUUUGGUGGUUGGUUAUCGGUGUGCUAGUAUACGACAAAAGAAUAUAUUUCCGUAUGAAGGAUUUUUUUCCCGCGCGUUUUUCGAUCAAAGUAAAAAUAAGUGCACAAAUAUCGCUUAUGAUACGCUCGUAUUUUUACGCGGCGUGUGCCGACUUCUACGGAGUCGAAUUUAAUCGUACGCUUUAUCGAGGUGUCUAACGUUUCGAGGAUCAGCAUAGCCUCGUAAAGGGUGCAACAGGACACUCGUCGCGUUAGGUUAGGUCGGUGCGUCAAGAUCGAACUGGUUCCCCUACUGCGGAGUUGAAAGGAUACGUGUUUCGUAGAGGUUUAAAACGUAAUCGAGGAUACAGUAGGCGGUUAUGAUGGGUGUAUUGAGAUGGAGGCACGAUCUCAGAUCGGAUGCCGGCCAACAGCAGCAACAACGGCCUAAUACCGAACGGUCUUCGACAGGACAUAGCAAUCAUGCGCACGCGCAUACGCAUACACUGCCGAAACUAAUAUCACAGGUCAGGGAAGAUUGGUUAUCAUUCCGAUCAAAUCCGAUCAGAGUUUUUAUCGUCGACAGAUGUCGAUUUAUGAAAGGAAAAUAUCGUACGGCUUACUGGCUACCUUUUCAUUUUAUGAAUGGAACAUAUGUUCACGAGAGAAAACUAUUUCAGUAAGAAUCAUCAUUGUGAAGUGAUAGUUU
Messenger RNA from Apis dorsata (giant honeybee), 1139 nucleotides. RefSeq lists its product as uncharacterized. Bases 811 to 1113 code for a protein of 100 amino acids. The transcript is spliced from 2 exons. Lineage: Eukaryota; Metazoa; Arthropoda; Insecta; Hymenoptera; Apidae. The record is from RefSeq and is a predicted model, not a curated record.